CCUGAAGUACGUUCAAUAAUUGAUAGUGAGAAGAAUCGUCAGUUUAACAGCUUGGAGCUCAUUGCUUCAGAGAAUUUUACAUCUCGCGCAGUGAUGGAAGCUGUGGGUUCUUGUCUCACAAACAAGUAUUCAGAAAGGCUUCAUGGUAAAAGGUACUAUGGUGGCAAUGAGUACAUUGAUGAGCUAGAGACACUUUGUCAACAAAGGGCUUUGGCUGCAUUUCACUUAGACCCAAAGAAAUUGGGAGUUAAUAUCCAACCUCUGUCUGGUUCUCCUGCUAACUUUGAAGUUUACACUGCACUUCUCAACCCACAUGACCGUAUUAUGGGUCUGGAUCUUCCUCAUGGAGGUCACUUGUCACAUGGAUUUAUGACUCCUAAAAGACGGGUAUCUGGGACUUCGAUUUAUUUUGAAUCGAUGCCCUACCGUCUUGAUGAAUCAACAGGCCUUAUUGAUUAUGAUAUGCUUGAGAAAACUGCCACCCUCUUUCGACCAAAACUCAUCAUUGUUGGUGCUAGUGCUUAUCCUCGUGAUUUCGAUUAUCCUCGAAUGAGAAAGAUUGCAGAUUCUGUUGGGGCUUUUCUCAUGAUGGAUAUGGCUCACAUAAGUGGUCUCGUUGUUGCAUAUGUACUUGCUGACCCAUUUGAAUACUGUGAUGUUGUAACAACCACCACUCACAAGUCAUUACGAGGUCCCAGAGGUGGCAUGAUUUUCUUCAAGAAAGAUCCUGUUCUUUGGGUUGAUAUGGAAUAUGCGAUUAACAAUGUUGUUUUCCCAGGGUUACAGUACUGGAAUUGGAUAUGGAGAUUAUCUGGAGCUGCAGUUCAGAACUUAUUGCUAUUUAAUAAUUGGCUUGAUGGUUGCAAAGAUAUUUUCGAAGCAAUGCAUCAACUAGUUACGACACCUUCAGCUUUGAACAUCAUGGAACUAUUACUUGUUACUUCCACUGACAGAAAUAUAUUAGACGGUUCCCAAGCAUCAUGUAAGGUACUGAACAACAGUCUUUUUGAUGUACCUCUGCAGUGA
Molecule: messenger RNA, 1026 nt
Organism: Papaver somniferum (opium poppy)
Lineage: Eukaryota; Viridiplantae; Streptophyta; Magnoliopsida; Ranunculales; Papaveraceae
Product: serine hydroxymethyltransferase 3, chloroplastic-like
Exons: 9
Biological process (GO): L-serine catabolic process; tetrahydrofolate interconversion; folic acid metabolic process
Cellular component (GO): cytoplasm
Molecular function (GO): zinc ion binding; pyridoxal phosphate binding; glycine hydroxymethyltransferase activity
Source: RefSeq, a predicted model, not a curated record